CAACACUCGACUGCUGUACUUCGGUGAAGUCGCAUCUGUCAACAGACUUCAACAGGGUCCCUCCGUGGCCCCGCGCGGGUCGAGCGGCGUGUGGAAGCUGGUGUUUCUACCGCGAGUGUGAGUCUUCUCGGCGUGUCGGGGGAAAGGGAGACAUGCUGAGUGUCGGAGGUGUGAAUAAAGCAGAGGGCAGACAUGGAAACCCGCGAGACGUCAGCGCUGGACAGGCCCGCGGCGGAGCUGACGGUCAUGGACGUGUACGACGCAGCGGCGGUGCUCGCACAUGAGUUUGAGCGGGUCAUCGACAGGUUCGGCUGCGAGUCUCUGGUCGGGGUCGUGCCCAAAGUGGUGCGGGUGCUGGAGCUGCUGGAGGCGCUGGUGAGCCGCGGAGCCGCCGCACAGGAGGCCGAGGAGCUGCGGGGGGAGCUGGAGAGGCUGAGGCGGGAGAGGAGCGACAAGUGUGAACAGGAGAGGAAACACCAGAAGGAGUUGGAGCUGGUGGACGACGUAUGGAGAGGAGAAGUCCAGGACCUGCUCUCUCAAAUCACUCGGCUCCAGGCGGAGAACAAGAGGCUGCUAGUGAGCAUCUCUCCCAAAGAGUCACCUGUCACCCAGGAAGACCUGCAGAAACAGGAAGGAAUGUCAGAAAAAGAAAGACAGGUGAUGAAGAAGCUGGGAGACUUAGUGGAUAAGCAGAGGGAUGAAAUACGGGCGAAAGACCAUGAGCUAACACUAAAAAACGAGGAUGUUGAGGCGCUCCAGAUGCAGCAGCAUCGGUUGAUAAGGAUCAACCAGGACCUUUGUCACAGGAUAGGAGUGAUGGAAGCCCAGGUCAAGGGCCUAAUCCGGCAGAGGGCUGAGCUGGAGGCUGCAGCCCAGGCACGGCAGCAGGAGGUAGGGGCUCUGCAGCUGGAGGUCACCAGGCUGAGAAAGGAGCUCCGGGAAUGGGAACUGGAGAGAGAGAUCGUCGACAUAGAGGAGUCCUCUCUUACAAGAUCUGGGACAUCGUCACCUGCAUCACCGCAGAUGACGCUACAGCCCUCAGAAGCAGUGCCACCGAACGCCAUCAAACCAAAUUCAGUGUGGAUGGAGUGUGGAGGGGACCCUGGCUUCCUGGCAAAUUGCUUUGAGUGCGAAAAUAGUCCUUCCAUUCUCCCAAGGUCAUCUAACAGAGGAAACGAUGAGGAAGAGGGCAACAAAGAUGAAGACACAACGGCUUUUUCUCUGAAGGUGCCAGCUGAUACAGAGCCAGAGGAGGAGGUGGACAGCCUGGAGCAGGAGUCAGACAAACCUCGCUUUACUCUGCAGGAGUUACGGGACGUCCUGCAGGAGAGGAAUGAACUCAAGGCCCAAGUGUUUUUGCUACAGGAAGAGCUGGCAUAUUACAAAAGUGACGACUCUGACGAUGACACCAGCUCCAUUGUUUGUACUUCACCUCCUCCAUCAUGCUCCAAUUCCACUGAUCCGCCUGAAUCCGGAAUUCGACGUUUGAUCUUCACUGCCAUAAUGCCAAUGGUGGCAGCCGGUUUGCUCACAGAUGAUCCGACGUUGUUGCCAAUCAGAAGACUUUCCUUCGUAUGACUGGAAAUUUUAAUUAUCCUCAACACCAGGUUGCAUCUCUGAGUACAGUUCGCAAAGAGAAAUAUUUACAAGAAUUGGUUUAGUUGCUGCAAUACUUGGUGAUUUUAAAAUGAAUCGGUAUGGUUUAUAGAGUUAAAACUGUGAUGGAUAAACUACUGUUGUUUUAGUGGGGUCAACUUGGUGUUAAUACUUUAGCCAACUAGGUAAAAUUAAGUAAAAGUGUGACACAAGUGGCUGAACCUGGGGCCUGUACUAGGAAGCAAGUUCAACAUACCCGUUAUCUGGUUUGACUUAACCUAACAUUGACCAUCCUGGAUAACCUGCAUUACGAAGCUGGAUAUCAACUGUCUCAGUCGACCCCGGGUUUUCAUAUCGGAUUACGAGUGCGUUCAUGUGGAAGAGUCGUUAAUUACAACCGACAUCGUCAGAACCAUAAAUAAAGUUUUUAAUAUGAUACGAAAAGAAACGUUGAUUCGUGCAUGUCUUUUUGGUUUAAGCGACAUUUAAAAGUGACAUUCUACAAAGUGAAAUGGAAAUAAUAUGAUCAAACAACUAAAACAGAAAAGAACCAUAUUUUUCUGAUUGGGUGGAAGUCAUGGAAAAGGCAUUUGCAAUGGUUUAUGGGAUGAGUAGUACCUUCACGCUAAAAAUAAAUAUGUACAGUCUUGUACCUUUGCCCUUUUUGCAUUUCCCAAAUUUUUUGGGUGAUGUUAAGAUGUACUUGAUCUAGUUUCUUUAAGUUAUGUUUUAUGACAAUAAAUUAUUUAGGUUGUCAGACCACUUCCCCUUUUUCUUUCAUAUUUCUACUACAAGAACUAAACAAGCAGGUGUAGGAUUGUCCUGCUUUGUUGGAGGUAUGAGCUCUAUCGACACUAGAACAAAAAUGUUCCAACAAUAAUGACAAUACAAAAAAUAAAUGUCCUAAAUAUCAAUAUCUGCUUGGUUGCAUCUGUAAAACAAUCUUUGUUCAGAAUAAAGUAAUAAAGUUCUAUUUUUAUUUUA
Molecule: messenger RNA, 2580 nt
Organism: Scophthalmus maximus (turbot)
Lineage: Eukaryota; Metazoa; Chordata; Actinopteri; Pleuronectiformes; Scophthalmidae
Product: RILP-like protein 1
Exons: 8
Coding region: 193-1578 (461 amino acids)
Biological process (GO): cilium assembly
Cellular component (GO): ciliary basal body; cytoplasm
Molecular function (GO): protein dimerization activity
Source: RefSeq, a predicted model, not a curated record